GAGUCGCUCUGCUGGUCUAAGCUACAGCAGGUCAACAUAUUCAGUGCAAGAGGCGGGCCUAUCUGCAGGGGAGACGAGCCGUGGACUCAGUGCCGCUCAGUGGUCGUGAUUUCAUCGACGAGGAGCCGACUGACCGCCCUUUGGACGCACAGGCAUGGUGACACGUGGAUUUCUGUGGGCGAGAAGACCCGCCGGCCACCGGGUGGAUUAACGGGGCCCCGUCGCAUCAUGGGUGUGUAAAGCGCGUCCCGGACCGCAGCGCUCUCCCCCUCUCACGUCGGGACCCGGCGAUGCGCUCUUCAGAGGAAACAGGUUUCGCAGAGACAUCCGGAAAACGCAUCCAUGCGCCACGGCUAGACCUCAUCCCGAUAUGCCUCUGACAACACAAAGCCUGCUUUCAAGGAGCUCCCGUAAGAAAACCACACAUGCGAAUCGGCAUGGGUGCGUCAACACGGUUAUUUCGCUUCAUUUUGCGGGCGAGGCUUCAGCGCACGGUUGUGCAAUGAGACAAUCGGGAAUCAUCAAGUAGACUUUAUCGAUAGGCUACAUAACCAGACAAUAUGGCUGAUCAAAGCAACAUCCAGUCCUCCGCCUCCAAGAGUAUCCGGCCUUUUAAAUCCAGCGAGGAAUACCUGUACGCCAUGAAGGAGGAUCUGGCUGAAUGGCUGAACACCCUCUACGACCUGGAUGUCACUGCGGACACCUUUAUGGAUGGGCUGGGGACGGGCUGUGCCCUGUGUCGGCACGCCAACAACGUGAACCGCGCCGCGCAGGACUUCCAGCUGGAGUACCCGGAGGCUGCACAGUCCAUGCAGGUGCCAUCCAAAGAUGUCGUAUCCCAGUCACGCAACGUCGUCGCCGGCUCGUUCGUGGCGCGGGAUAACGUGUCCAACUUCAUCAGCUGGUGCAGGCAGGAGCUCUGGAUCAAGGACGUCCUCAUGUUCGAGACCAACGACUUGGUGGAGAGGUGCAACGAGAAGAAUUUUGUUCUGUGUCUCCUUGAGGUCGCGCGACGCGGGUCCAAGUUCGGCAUGUUGGCCCCCAUGCUGAUCCAGCUGGAGGAGGAGAUCGAGGAGGAGAUCCGGGACCAGGAGAGCCUGCGGGUCGAUGCUGGGGAGCCAGCUGAGCAGAGCCCGCCCAGCAGGUGCUUCAGUCGGAAGGAGAGCAGUCACAGCGUGGAGGAUGAAGAAGAGGAGCCUGAUCCAGAGCCGUUCAUCUGGCCGCAGAAGAGAGUUUUAUGUGACAUGCGAAAUCUGGAUGAAUUGGUGCGUGAGAUUCUGGGCCGGUGUUCCUGUCCGGCUCAGUUUCCCAUGGUCAAGGUGUCGGAGGGGAAGUACAAAGUGGGAGACUCCAGUGCAUUGAUCUUCAUAAGGGUCCUUCGUACUCAUGUGAUGGUGCGUGUUGGAGGGGGCUGGGACACAUUAGAACACUAUUUGGACAAGCAUGACCCGUGUCGCUGUGCUGCUUUUGCCCACCGCUACCACCAGGCUAAAGCCAGUGGCCAAGGUCAGGGAGGCCACAGCAAGUCCUCGAGCGCCCACUCCUCCCGCUCCACCAGCCCAGGUCCACACUGGCGGAAUGAUGGCAUCGCGCCGUACAAACCUCCUGACAGGCCCGGCCGCUCUCAGAACCCAUCCGGCCCUACCGAGCUGGACUCCAGUGCAGCUCGCAUUCUACUCCCACGGCCGCCACGAGACCGCUCAGAACCCCGCCACUUUAAUCCUCUCAGGAAUAAGGAGACAAAGUUACCAGUGACGAGACGUCUGUCUGGAGACAGUGACUCCUCAACAGCCUCCUCUAAGGGAGGAGGAGGAGGAGGACGGUUCUCUCUGGGUGGUGCCUCACGACGCUCUGGUGAUGAGGUAAUCCUGCUUGUCAAUCGCAAGGAGGGGAAGCAUGUGAUUGAGAGGCCUGGAGCUGGAGAUCAGACCCCAUCCCUGCGUCCCUCACUGCCCCGUGCACGCAGCCAAUCUCGGGAACGUACUGCUCUGGCUCCAAUACUCAAACCGAACCCACCACAAGGAUCUGCCGAUGGAUCGCGGACUUCCCGCACAGAGAGGGGCCGCUCCCUUGGAAACGAGGGCCAAAGGAGGCUCCACGCUCCACGCUCCCACAGCCAGAGUAAGUUAACUUCCCGUACUCGGCCCAGUGAUGCCAGCCCGGGACCCACUUCCUGCUACAGAGACCCUCAGCACCCACCUUCAGACAGACGAGAGGAUCUUCGGGUUAAACAAUUGCCCCCAUCCUCUCCCAGGAUAGGCGGUGGGUUCACCAAGAGGCAGUCGUCCUCUUGCUCUAACUCACCUAUUAAAGGGGUCCAGAACAACAACAGCAGCCCCAGCAAGAAGAUUAUAACUACUCCCAGACCUCUUGCCCCUCGCUCACCCUCCAUAGGAAAAGGCAGACUUCUGCCACCAGUCACGGGAGGUCGACGUUCACCUCACUCAACUCCCCGCAACUCUCACCAUCAUGCUGCCCGCGCCCCUCGGACGUCACAGGGCCCUCGCUCUGCUGGGCGAGGCCACUACAGGAGCUGGUCUGGCCUUGAGCGCCAGCAGCCCGAAGAGGAAGGACUGGACCUCGGCUUCCAGAUGCUGCCAACCCUAGACCCCCAGAAGGAGCAGGACCUGUAUCGCAGCUUUGAGGCUGAGUUUCUGGCCAAUACACAGCAGGCCAUAGGAGUGUCUUGUAGAGCCCCAGGAGUGACGCUGCAGGGAGCUGGGGUACAUUCAGUGUCAGCACCCAUUGAUCCUAAUGUCACUGACUCUGCCUAUUCCUCCUCUAACUCCUCCACCUCCUCCCUGAAUGUGGGGGCAAAGAUUGGAACUCUGCCUGACCUCAGGGAAUCCAAGAGAACUACUCCCCGUCACUUCCCACCGGAGGACACCUUAAAUUUACUUUAUGGACACAAUUUUGGAAGUUCACACAACUUUGUUCAAGGAGAGCCUGAGCACUGGAGGGAGCGUGGAGGGGGUCUCAAGAAGCUCCCAGCCAUCUCUAGCUCCAUCGAGGAGAAGGAACCUCCAUCUUCCCUGCCCGGUCUUGUUGACACAGACAGAUUUAUGAAUCAGGUCCCCUCACAACCUGCUUUCCACUGUAGGAAUAUGAAUGGAGACCAUGGAGGUCGUCCUCCCACAGGGGGGCUGACAGGUCAGCAGGGUCAGCUUGGCUGGGGCACAGGGCCUGAAGGAGAUGUUCCUCUGGGGAAUCACCAGCCAAACUUACCUUACGACCUAGAAAAUGGUGACGGCAGUGAUGACCUCCCGCCCCCAGAGGCAUGUCCAUCACCUGUGCCCCUUCCCCCCUCCGAGGACUGCUCCUUCCAGGAUUCCUCCAGUGAAAACUCAUCCAUGUGCUUCAGCCUGAGUGAAUCCCGCUCUGAAUCUCCCCCACCAUCUUCACCCGUGGCCAAUGGGGACAACAAUGGAGAAGGGCUGCAGACUAAGACAGGGCAAAAGAAGGCAGACAGCGUAGCCCCUAUCUCACAGCACAAACUGAGAGGCAGACUGAGGCCUCGCACUGACAACAGGCCUGAAAACAGCCCCUCACGUAUCCCCACCCCGGUCAGCUACAGAGAUCUGCAGGCUCACGACACAUUUUCCCCAAGCCACACGCCACCGCUGUCCCCUCAGAGCUCGCGCUCUACUGGUCAUCCAGCCACGUGCAAAAGCCUGCACCAGGCCUUCGCAGAUAUGAUCCAUCCUCAACCGCGUUGCCCAGCGAUGGGCAACAAAGACUGCUCCUACCCUGGACAGUCAGGGAGCCUGGACACUGAAGCUUGGAUGUAGCACCGAUGAAAUAGGGACUUGUCAUGAAUUCUGACUACUGUGUAAAAAAGAAAAAGACUGGGCUAUAGACUGUUUUCAUUGCAUGUCCAACACCUUCUUUUUCACUUAGCUUCUCCCCUGAUAAACUGCAGGGGCUUCACAUUGCUUUUAUGUUGCACUCAAGCCAAAUUAUUUAUUACCAAAGGAAUGGUUUUUAAUAUUACUUUUACUGUCAUUUUAAUGUGUGCAUGGGGAUGUUUUUGCCAAUCUUAAGGUUUUUUUUUUUUUUUUUUGCAAAGACACUCCUGAAAUGCUCACGGUUGAUACAGAGAGAUAAAGAGAGAGCAUAUGUGCUGCCAUGGGCCCUGCUGAGGGGCAUGGUGAAGUGCCAGAGAUUUAAAGCUGCAGCUCUAUAAACAGUGUUAACACUAAACCUUUCGUCACAUGGAUUGGCUCCCUCUUGUGGUUUGCCACUGUAUCUCUGCUUGCCUUGAUAGUCAAAAUACUGGUACGAUGACUGUGAUGUAUUCAGUCUCUCCACAUUAGCGGUCUUCAUAUAUGACUCAGUAUGCUUACAUUCACAAUAUACUAACAGGUAACAUAGACAAAGGUACCCCCAUCAUUCCUCAGAACACUACACGCACUACCGAUCUCUGUACAGUCGUCUGCUGUUAUUAAUGUUCGCCACCUUUUCACAACAACUGAGGUCGGUGUUGGUUUUUAAAUGCUUAAUGUGCUACAGGUUUUUAAGAUUAUGUUUAAUGCAGUCAAACAUUUUAACUUUAUUUCUAAUUUCAAGUGGAUUAAGUGUAAAAAACAAGAGGUGCAGUGAAGGUUGUGUUACUUUGUGUCAUUGUCACUGAAACAGAAACGUUGGGAGCUCCUGCUCCGACCGAACUGUACUCUGGAACACAAUGCUACACAUGUACAAGAGUCAAAGGCUGAGGAGAAUGAUUGUGUAAAUACGUUUUGAUGUGCUCACUAAUAUACGUGGGUAUUUUGUAUAUAAAGAAGGCAUUGAAUAUAUAGUUUAAUGUACAUAUUCACUGUAAUCAGUUCUGUGCUGCCUUAGCUAUGCAAUGUUGGUGUUGGAAAUGCCUUGACGAUUCCCUUUGCCUUAAAAUGUAUUCGGAGGUUAGUUUUUGAAUGUUUUUGCUCGACAUUAUUACGAUUUAUUCAGUAACACUACAUUGCCAUCAUUAACGGUUUAUGAUAAUGGAAAUUGGAGAGUUUGAGUGUAAAUGUGGAAUUAAGUGAGGAACAUUGCCAAUUUGAAUCAUACAUUAUACGUAGUGUAGAUGUACAAUUCAUGAUUAAGAUAUAUAAUUUAUUGCCUCUGCCCUUAGUUGUUUUGAAAUACAAGAAGCCAGAUAACCUACUUAGCAGAUGGAUUUCAAAGGCACAGCACACGAUAUGGUGACAUCUAGUGGUUAAAGAAAGACAUGUUAUAUUCAAAGUAGAAGGACACCGUGAUCCGUGGUGCUUAUUAGAGCCAAUGACAACGAUAUUUUAAGGCAAAGUUUGAUGGAGGAAUAAGGACCUCGAGUGUCUGAAUGUGUGCAACAUUGCAUGAAUAAUAGAUACUGGAACUGGAACGUCCUCUUGUGAAGCUCUUGCACAGUUGUGAAGACUUUGAGAGGCCAGACCCCCAGCUACAGUACUUCUGUUUUUGGCAUGUAACAGGUGUGGACUUUGUAAAAUAUAUUUGAAAGUGGAAAAGUUGAAUUUGAUGUCAAUUAAGAGAAGUGGGUGGUCAUUUGUUUUUGAUGUGUUAUUUACAGUGGUUUUGAGAAAUGCAACAUUUGUGGAUGACAUCGUUGUGCAGGGCAUUGACACAGUAAAUGGGCUAGAACAAAAGAAUGUGCAUAUAUUUGUGUACAUGAGAAUAUGUACAGAGUUGGAGUGAAGAGGGGAGUGAUGUGGGUCUAAUUUAUUUAUUUAUGAAAUUAAGUUUCAUUGGGCUCAAGUGACAUCUGUCUUCCAAUAUUGUUAAAUGAGCUGUAAGUGUUUAGGGAAAUCUAAUGGGGCCCACUGAUGAACAAACAUCGGGCAUUUAAAGAUGUUCUUCUCAACAGUAUACUUUAAAGAGACAUAAUCCAUUUGAAAUGUUGCCCGUUUAAAAACUUUUAUGAAACAGACAAACUGAACAUAAUUGGACUGUUUUACAAUACAGAUACAGUAAUAUGAUUUAAUGCAGAGUCAGAAAUAAUGUAUGAUGUUUCAGUAUUGUACGAGCUUUUUAUCUCUUUCACCUGUAUAACAGAUGUUUAUUCUAAUUAUUUUAAAUUUUAAUUGGGUUUGGCUUAUUUUAAGACAUUUGCAUUUUGAUCAACUAGUGUUUAAAACUGACCAGUUAUGUGAACUGUGUCUUCCUUCAAGCAUUCGGUUAUCAAUCACAACAGAGAAUGAUUGUCCUCAUAAUCUGCUCUUUUGUCUUUCACAACUUUGCAAAUUUCAUGAAUCUCUCUCUCACUCUCUGUAUCCCUAAUCAGCGAAAUCUGAAUGUUCACGAUUUGACAAUUUCUUGUUUGCUAAUGUUACUUUCACUAAAACUUCAGUUAAAUGUACAGAUUGCUUGACAUUGUGGAAUUUGUAUGUAUGAAAUAGCAAUACUGCAACAUUUCACUUUUUUUUAAAGUUGAAAAGGCUGUCAAGUUGUUCUUGUAAUAAAUAUCUUCCUCUGAAGUUCAUGAAACAUCUCUGAUCACUUUUUCAUGUAGAGCUUUGGUCACAGCACUGUGCCCAACAGAUUGGAAUUGGAUUUAGGGGAAAUCAUGUGAUUUUCUAACUUCUUUUGUACUCAAAACAACAUUUUUGUUGUUGUAAAACAUGUAAUAUAUUGUGUGUAAUCAUCCCAUUUCUUCAGCUAACUGAUAUCUGAUGAUGCGCAUAUUUUGCGGUUAAAAAAUGUAACAAAAUCGAAUGCCCUUAGAAUAUGUGCUAAACGUAAAUACUGACAUUUCCCUUAAAAUGAUCAUCUCCCCAUUUAAUCAUAAGAUAAUGUAUUUGUUUUGCUUUUGACCUACUAACAUAACCCAGCUAAAACUAAUGCAGUCCUAAAAUACAUGCUAUAUUGUUGAAAGUUAUAGUGUGUAAUGUUGGUGUUGAUUCAACUUCAUGGUCAUUUUAGAGGCAGUUUGUGGUGCUGUUGAGUAUUGUGUUUCUAAUCUGACAACAUAAGAAACGCCUCCCAUUGUAACACAGUGUAGGUGAUAUACAAGGCAUUGAAAAAAUAUUAGAAACACCUAAUUACAUAAUUCACACCGCAUUAGCUAUGCAUAGAAUACACUGGCAACUGAUGAGGCUGAUACCACUUUAUUUACUUCUGUUCUUUCAGUAACUCUUUUAUCAUGAUGUAUUCAAAUUACAAGUUACAAGUGAUUGUACAAGUUACAUUUAAUGUUUCGUCAACUAAUAUUUAUGUUGUUAACCUGACCUGACCUCUAAGAGUUAACUCUUAGAGGUCAGUGGAUACAUUAAUUAGCCUAUAACUUCUUAUUAAAGCAAAUCUUUCAAAAAAUAUCCACAAUUUCUGUAAAGUGCUGAACGAAUAUAUUGUUGAGAGAGUUGAACCGCUCCUCUGACUGGA
Messenger RNA from Anarrhichthys ocellatus (wolf-eel), 7356 nucleotides. RefSeq names its product growth arrest-specific 2 like 1 (gene gas2l1). Gene Ontology annotation, molecular function: actin filament binding; cytoskeletal adaptor activity; microtubule binding. Gene Ontology annotation, biological process: microtubule bundle formation; regulation of microtubule polymerization or depolymerization; protein localization to microtubule plus-end. The coding region runs from base 561 to 3788 and encodes 1075 amino acids. Gene Ontology annotation, cellular component: microtubule plus-end; stress fiber; actin filament. Lineage: Eukaryota; Metazoa; Chordata; Actinopteri; Perciformes; Anarhichadidae. The record is from RefSeq and is a predicted model, not a curated record. The transcript has 5 exons.